GUGCAUCCGGUCGUACGAUAGCGUACGUACACCGGGAUUUAUUAACACACGCGGUCGUCAACGAAUGGCAGUCGCGAGCCGCCGGCGUCCUCGCCCGAUUGCCGAUCGAUUCGCCGACGCUCCGCGCUCGAUCGCUGCAUUUCCGAAAUCCGGCGAGAUAUGUCCUCGCCUCGCGUUCAGCGAUUCCCGCCGCCGUGAAAUUAGAGUAACAGCGUCGUGUCGUUAGGGAGGAGUGUAUGGCGUGCCUUUAUAUUUGCCUGUGAUGUGUGUGUGCGCGCGCGCGAUGUUAGUCUAGCGUAUGCAUGUAUGUGUGUGUGUGUGAGUGUGUGUCGCGCCUGCCUGUGCAGUACAUAUGUAUGUACGCACCCAUAUAUCUCGUUCUCGCUUAUGCGUGUGUGCCCGUCUGUAUGUGUACGCACGAAUAUUGUUGUUCCGCUGCAGACCUAUGCCAGACAGCCAUAUUGUAAUUUUUUUUAACUCUACCUCUCCGCGUUAACCUAGCCUCCGGUCCCUUUUGUUCGAACGCGCGGCUCGUUCGCGUUGUUCGCGAUCGGGUGGUGCGCGCGGAUUCCGACGGUCGGUCGAUUAGACAACGACGAUCGCCCCCCUUUUUUUUUCGUGGACGAUCGCCCUUUUCUGAUCGCCGCGCGCCGCUGGGAAAAUCGGUGGCGCGGAGAGCUUGGCCGCCCGCGAGGCCGGAGAAGCGUCUUUGUCUUUGUUCUUCCGAUGACGUUCCCGCGUUCCACGCGCACACUGCCGCUCCGCUCCUGCCCGCGACGCCGCCUCUCGCCUCCGGAGGACGACGCGUAUUCUUCCCGCGACAGCUGAAAGGGGCCGGAGACCGUACCGCUCCGGCGGCCGCCACCGCCGCGUUCGGCAACACCUCGGAUCCCCGUCACUCGUUUCGUUAAUUGCGUCCGUCCGAGAAUAACUCGCAGGGAAAGAGGCCCUUCGCGCUCCUUCCCCGAACCCGUUCCCAGGCGACUUGUCCUGCGUGCUUGAACUGUAAUCAUGGAAUCUGGAAGUAACCUGCCCAAUCCGGGCACUUAUCCCGGUGGGGAUCGCCAACAGUUCUGUGUCUCUUGGAACUCCCAUCAAUCGAACAUGCACAGUGCGUUUCCAAAGUUACUCAGCUCGGAGCAGUUCGUCGACGUGACUUUGGCCUGCGACGGUGGCUCGAUAAAGUGUCACAAGGUUGUGUUGUCCGCCUGUAGCGACUACUUGGAGCGCUUACUGCUGGAAAUACCGUGCACCCAUCCUGUCAUCUUCCUGAGGGACAUGAAAAUGUGGGAGCUUCAAGCUCUGGUUGAAUUUAUGUAUCGUGGAGAGGUGUAUGUCGAGCAGCAGCAGCUUGCUACAUUGAUGCAAGCAGCGGAGGUUUUGCAGGUUCGUGGCUUAUCCACUCAGGGAAGCGAUAAUUCGGCGAAUGAGAGCAAUACACAAUCAGGCGAUUCUAAUGCACCUGUCACCCCAUCAACUCCUACUCACGGUGACAGCAAUUUUAAGGCGGAUACUUCGUCUAACGAUGGAAGCACCUCUGACUUCCUCUCAUGCACGCCGAUGGCUAGCACAACAGGAAAUAACUCGUCCACUAUUACUCCUCCCGUCUCACAUAACCCCAACUCCUCCAACUUCGUAAACAUGGAACACAGCGAAGCGCUGCAACAUUUAGAGAAGGCUCUCAGCGCUUGUGAAGCAACUCUGACCGAAACUCCGGGUAUGGUAAAAAUGGAGCCCGAUGAGCAGUUCGUACAACAGCAGGAUGUCAAACCAUAUUCCAUUAGUAUGGUAUCCAGUAAUAAUUGCAGUAAUAAUCCUAGCAGCCCAUUCCCCGCGAUCGAAGGUUAUCAAAGACGACAAAGGCGUUCGGAAGAAGAACUCAAGCAAGCUUCGGACAUGGUGGCACGCGGCAUGACGUUUCAAGUAGCCUCAGAAAAGUACAAGAUACCGAUCAGCACGAUUCGCUUCUACAUGGUCAGAAAGGGCAUUCUGCAGAGGAGAAAACGCGGUCGCGGCUCCAGUAAUCUCAGUAUGAACAGCCAACCGAGUAGUCCCGUCAGUCCACCGUAUCAGAUGAUGAAUUAUCGUUUGCCAGAGAGCCUAAAUUCCAGCCUACAGUAGUGCUGUACAAAGAAGUAGUGAGUUUUUUAGACUUCAGUUUUGAAUCGGACAAAUUUUUUAUCGCCACAUCAUAGAGCUGUUCCAGACCGUCUCGUCGAUUUUUAUACUUUAGCUCCUUUACUAAGUAUUUUAUUUUUCUUUUUUUUAAUUUUAUUUUCAGCUCGCAUCUCAUUAUUCGUUUGUACUCGUAGUGGCGCGUUUGCGCGCUGAUUUACAAGACUUCUAUGUUCACAGCAUGUAAUGUAUUUCUGCAUUUACGCCAUUACCGAUCCAGUGUGCAUUCUAGAAAUAUAAUUUGUGUCUCGAACAGCUCCGCUCCAUGUAUAUACAAAGAAGAUACCAUAUGUAAAAGUUCGGACACAGCAUUAAGUUAAGAAACUUGCAGACGAUCGUGUCUUACACCAUGUUUAUGUUGAAUUCAGUGUCCUUAGAAAGACUGCUUGAAACCCAGUUUUUUUUUUUUUUUUUUUUAAGUACAAAGAUACUGGUUAUUAUAGAGUGUAUUGGAGUACGAUCGUAUACUUACAUGUAUUAUAAUAACGCUAUGUAGAGCCAGUGGCAAGUGACGCAGAUGAUUUUCUCGAUGUAAUUCUCGGUUCGCCUCUUGUAUGAGAUUCGCGAAUAGUGUGAACGGAUGAUUCGUUUACCAGUAGAGUGAUUUUUUGAUAAAACUAAAAGGCGCGAAUCAUUACGAAUCAUGAUCAUUUCUAUAUAGUGCAUUAUAUAAACAAAUUGGAUAGGAUGGUAGAUGAUGAGAUGGAUAGCUUAGCGAUACAGAACAGUUAUUUAUCAAAUAAAAGAGAAAGAGAGCAGAUUUGUUUUUCGAUCCUGUCGUUUGGCACAAGUUAUUUUUCGAGUUUAUUAUUCUUCUAAAACUAAAAAACGCAAACAAAAUAAAAAAAAAAUUCGGUUGUAUUCUUCGGAAAAUUCAGAGCUGAGGAAGAAUAGGAACGUCUUUCUUAUACUAUCCCGCUAAUACGUUCACUUUCUUCGAUUUCUUUGAUAUCUGCUACAUCUUCCAAGAUCUUCUACCGUUUGGAAGGUAUUGUAUUUUUUUUAUUUUUAUUCUUUUAAGCGUAUUUUUUCAGACAAUGAAUUUUCGCAAAUCUACUGCAAAUUGUGAAUCGAGAAUUGUGUCAUGAAUUUAUGCUAAUGCUAUUUAUGAUAUGGCAUUAGUGUUAAGAGGCAGCCUAUUUUGAAGUUUUUGGAAUUUUUUCUUAAAAUUAAUAACAUAUAGAGGGUCAAAGUGAUUUGCAAUACUGUAACACUAUUGUUUCAUCAAAAUGUUGAAUAUGAAGAGACUUCGAUCUCAGAAAAUGAAAGUUGAAAUUUUUAAAAUGACUGCUUUAAAGUCAAAUUUGUUACUUUUAUUUAAACUUAUUUUUAUAUAAGUUUUUUAUUUUUAUUUUUUUUAUAGAUUUAAACUUUUAACACAAUUACGAAAAUCAUCCAAAAGAUUUCAAAUUAAAAAGAGUUAAUUGAUUUUUAUCUUGAGAUGCAUCGAUUUAAAAAAAUCAAGUCGCAAAAAAACAAUUUUUGAAAAAAUUCUUUUUUUAAAACUUUAAAAUAAGCUGCCUUUUUAAUGUUUGUUCUCGGUACAAAUGCGACAUUGUGCGAGAACUCCAUCCGUCAUCCAUCAUGAGUUAAUAUUGAAAAAUAUUAAUUCCCUAUUUAUAAGUGCUUGUUGUAACGGCGUCAUACUUAUAUAAGGGAAAUGACACUAAAGAUCAAAACGAGUUGAUUCGAGCGUUGAACAAAUAUGUUUAAAAUCUUAUUAUUUUGAGACUUUUUUAUACGCAGGAUUUGUAUGUAAGCGCACUUAAUGAGAAGUUUCAAUGACGAGAAUACGAGUUGUAUAGGAUAUUCAUAUAUAUAUAUAUAUAUAUAUAUAUAUAUAUAUAUAUAUAUAUAUAUAUAUAUGUAUCUAUGAUAAGAAUUCCUUCAUGCUGUGGACGAACGCUACGCGUAUGGUUGAUUAUCAGCCGUGUUCCGUUCUUCUACUUAGUGACCGAUGUAGCUAGCCCAUAUGGAUAAUAUGAGAUAUACGUUUUUGAAUCCUGCAUCGAUAUAACAAGAUAAAGUAACAAAGUGCAGUUCAAAAAAGAAGAAAAGGCAAAAAAAAAGAGAAAAAGAGAAAAAAGAUUGACUAUGUCAUAUAACCGAUAUUUUUUUAAUGACCUUGAAAUGUUUUGACGGGAAAGCAUUCGUAGCAUAAGUUAUUUUUUAUUACAUCAUAUUUAUAUAUUCAGUUAUAAGCUCGGCUUGCUCUCGUUAAGUUAUCUGUGGCAUCUGUACACAUGUACGUAUUUACUGAGUAUUUAUCUUUCUGUAUUUUUAACUAAGCCCCACGGAUGGGGAAAGAGAUUCUUAAUUACGACACGCUUUAUACCCGCACCAGAGUGACGCUUAAAGAUCAAAAAUGUAUACAGUUAUAGAAAGAGACAGGAGGACUUGUCCAUGAUGAUCGAUUAGUCACUAUGUUUAAGACUGGUAACACGUGGCUAAUAUAACCAGAUUAAAGUCUUAGACACACAGCAAUCCUCAAUCUAUUAUAUAAAUAUUUUUGUAGGCACUUUGUCGAGGAAGGUUUCUUCUUUCUGCCUUUAUUCUAUAUAUACCUUGAUAACUUAUACAGUAAGAGGAACCGGUAUUUAUUCAAAGUUUACCAUUUAGCUUUGUUGAACAUCACAAGAGAUAAACGAUCAUGACGUAUGGUAGUACUGUAAACGCUUUUUACAUGCAUAGUGUACAAAAUAACAGCAUUCGUAAUUGACGAUAAGAAUUACCUGAUGUCUGUAAAAAUCGUCGAAACGCCAGUCUCUCGUCGCUUUUUACGGACACUGGUUCUGCCUUUUCAAAGAAGUUUAAUUGUGUGACAACAACUGUGGCGCGCAUACAAUGUAAUUGUACGAUGUAUUGCCUUUGUUAAAUAGCAUUUUGGAUAAAGCCAUAUUUUUCCAUGCAACGCAAUAAUCCAGCAAAAUAAAUUACAGUUAAACUGAGAAGCAGCCUAAAAUAGGAAAGAGUGCCAGAUACAAAACAAAAAAGUGGGAUAUGAACAAUAACACAUAGAAGAUAAAGUUUAUCUAUCACUUAGAGUAUGUAACUGCCUUUCUCUGGCCUCAUACUGGAUCAUUAAUUUAUUUAUAUUAGACAAUAUACAAAAUACAUGUAAAGAGGGAAAAAGAAACUAAUCUAACUUAGAAGGCUUGUUAGAGCUUCUAUUAAUUGCAGUAAGACUGCUGCCAUCCGACUGACAAACACAUUUUCAAGAAGCUGAAGUUGAACAUUUUAUCGAGACAUAUGUCACAGAUCUUACAUAAAUGUAUUUAUUCUCAUUUAUCAUUUCUUUAUUAUCUGCGAUUAUUAUGUAUUUAAAAAGACACUCGAUUGUCUCUGUACAUGUUUCACAAUAUAUCGAGAUAUAUCGAAAAAGUAAGAGAAAAAGGAAAAAAAGAACAAGUCGCAUAUUCGAUAUUGUGAUGUUAACGCAAACCUAAAAACAUGACUUGCAAUUGUUGCCUGUUGUAAUGUCCAAUGAGAGAGUUGAAUUAUAAUGACUUACUCGUAUAUAGCAUUCUUUCCAGCAAGGAGAAUCGGUAUCGUGUAAAUCAUUAUUCUAAGAGUUCCCAGUUGACAAAGGUUUUAUACGGAUCUAUUAAACCAGUAUUUCAAACCAAUGAAAAAUAAUUAGUUUUCUAAUAAUAAUAAUAAUAAUAAUAAUAAUAAUAAUAAUAAUAAUAACAAUACAAUUUUAUGUGAAUUUAGUACAGUGCUUAUAAGUCAGUUAAUGCUCAGCGUAUCUAACAGAUAUUUUUAGUAGAACACCGUGUCAUACUCACAUGUAUCAUAACGUCUUAAAGUAUGUAACUAAACCACAAUCAAAGAAGUGUGAACGAUACUUAAUGACUAUUAUCAUAAUAGCCACUUAUGAUAGCAGUAAAUAGGUAGCCACUUUGAGGCAGUUUAUAUUAUAUUUAAUUACACUGUAAUUGUUUGGUCUCCGUUUGUACGAUGGUAUUAUUAUUUGUAGAUAGCAUCAUAACUCUAGAGUGAUUGAACCUCGAAUCAUUUAUUUGUAAGUCUUUUUUACAGUUACCGAUUAUCUAAUUGAUUAAAUAGGCAAUGCAAUUAAAACAAAAGAAAAAGAAGGAAAAAAGACAGGACACACAGAUAAACACGUGACAUACAGAGAUCUGUUCGUUUAAUUAAUGCGAUUAAA
Molecule: messenger RNA, 6343 nt
Organism: Solenopsis invicta (red fire ant)
Lineage: Eukaryota; Metazoa; Arthropoda; Insecta; Hymenoptera; Formicidae
Product: broad-complex core protein isoforms 1/2/3/4/5
Exons: 4
Coding region: 1012-2121 (369 amino acids)
Biological process (GO): regulation of transcription by RNA polymerase II
Cellular component (GO): nucleus
Molecular function (GO): protein binding
Source: RefSeq, a predicted model, not a curated record